Zasmidium cellare ATCC 36951 is the source of this 2316-nucleotide messenger RNA. RefSeq lists its product as uncharacterized. NCBI's taxonomy places the organism in Eukaryota, Fungi, Ascomycota, Dothideomycetes, Mycosphaerellales, Mycosphaerellaceae. The record is from RefSeq and is a predicted model, not a curated record. Gene Ontology annotation, molecular function: protein binding. Bases 1 to 2316 code for a protein of 771 amino acids. The transcript has 5 exons. Gene Ontology annotation, biological process: nucleosome assembly; DNA replication-dependent chromatin assembly. Gene Ontology annotation, cellular component: CAF-1 complex; nucleus.
AUGAAGGCCGCUCCGUUGCUCGUGGCCUGGCACGACAACAACGAUCCCAUCUACUCGGCUCAUUUCGAACCACAUGGGAAGGGCAGACUGGCCACUGCUGGUGGUGACUCCAACGUCCGACUCUGGAGCAUCGAGACGACCGGAGACGAACGCAAGGUUAAGUAUCUGUCAACACUAAAAAAGCACACACAAGCUGUCAAUGUUGUGAGAUGGUGUCCGAGAGGCGAGCUACUGGCUUCGGCCGGCGACGAUGGAAACGUGCUACUGUGGACACCUACCGAGAAUCCCGCCUACACCUCCAGCCUCAACGAAGACGGCCUAGAAGAUACGGAACAUUGGAGGGUGAAGACAAUGUGCAGAUCGAGCAGUGGCUCAGAGAUCUACGACCUUGCUUGGUCGCCUGAUGGCAUGUUCUUCAUCACGGGCAGCAUGGACAACGUAGCAAGGAUAUACAAUGCUAAUACCGGCCAAACUGUACGCCAAAUCGCAGAACACAAUCACUACGUUCAAGGCGUGGCUUGGGACCCGCUGAACGAGUAUGUGGCUACUCAAUCAUCCGACCGUUCCGUACAUAUCUACAACCUCAAGACCAAGGAUGGGCAGUUCUCCCUCAGCCAGCACAACAAGGUCACGAAGAUGGAUCUACCUGGACGAAGGAUAUCAUCUAACAGCCCAGCUCCUCCUGACUUCGGGCUUGGAAAUCAUCGAGCUGCCUUCGUGCAGGACAUCACAUCAGAAGCCGUUGGUUCACCGAAACCGUCUGCUCCCGGAACACCACAGUCAUUGGCACUUCCAAUGAACCCUCCACCGACAUCGCACAGCCGUCGUUCCUCCUUCGGCUCACAAUCAGUACGAAGAUCUGUCUCGCCCAGCCCUUCGAUGCCGCUACCUGCCGUCAUGCCAUCUGCAUCACCAAGUCUGGCCGGUGGCAUUGGCUUGGGCGUUCGAAACACCAACAUCUAUGCCAACGAGACCUUCACCUCUUUCUUCAGACGCCUUACUUUCGCCCCAGAUGGAAGUCUGUUGUUCACACCGGCUGGGCAAUACAAAACGACGCAUCCGGCUCCUGAUGGUGGCAAGGGCACCGACGAGAUCAUCAACACUGUCUACAUCUACACACGAGCUGGUCUGAAUCGACCUCCAGUGGCCUACCUCCCCGGUCACAAGAAGCCCUCAAUAGCUGUCAAAUGCUCGCCAAUCUACUACCAAAUUCGAUCUGCUCCUGUGGAAACCAAGGAAAUCACGAUAGACACCCGAACAGAAGAGGAUAUUGCGCCGCUCCCAGAACCCGUCAUGCCUUCAAAGCCUGCUUCAAAUGCGUCGAUGGAUCCUCCGCCUCUCUUCAACGCUCCCUCACCCUCGCCAAGUGUAGCAGCCAUGGCUUCACCUCGACCUCGCACUGACUCCGAAUCAAACCCACCGACGCCUGCACCGCCACCUGGACCAACACCUGCACUUGGACUGCCGUAUCGAAUGAUCUAUGCUGUUGCAACGCAAGACGCGGUCCAUCUUUACGACACACAGCAGACCAAGCCUCUGUGUGUGGUGAGCAAUUUGCACUAUGCAACGUUCACUGACUUGAGCUGGUCCGCCGACGGUCUCACCUUGCUCAUGACAUCUUCAGAUGGCUUUUGCUCAGCACUAACAUUCUCAUCUGGUGAGCUGGGCACUGUGUAUCAAGGGCCUUUGGCAACCGCUUCACGACCCAGUCCUGCGCCGAUCUCCGUUGCGAAGGCAAACUCUACAACAUCCACACCGCAGCCUACGCCGACAGGUUCGGCAGCAGUGUCACAGGCAACCGCACCACCUGCACGACCCCCCUCUACUAGCAACCCACCAAGUGCCCACCCUACCCCAGCCCUUCAAGCGGCAUCACCUUCACCAUUCACAGCACAACCGGUGCCUUCAGGAGGACGUCCAGCCUCUCCGGCAAGAAGUAUGUCACAAUCGAGCAUAGCCACCGAGGCCAGCUUCGCGAGAGUCCCAGAUCAGAAUCCACCACCUGUAAUGAACAAUCCGACGCCCUCCAUGGGAUCUGUACCAGGACUCGCCGCCACAGGGUCUUCGAACCCUUCAGGCUCGUCUGUACCGCUGUUCACUCCACCACAAACGCCAGGGCAAGGACAUCUGAAUGGCUCUGCGGCUGUUGCACCACCUCCUGCGGCCGGGAUCAAGAGGGAGAGUGUCACAAGCAACACUGCGGAAGAAGAGCAAGGAAGAGAAAAAAGGAGACGAAUAGCGCCUACACCAGUCACGGAGGGCGAUGUGCCUGUGGUGCCGCCUGCUCCAGCAGACUCGAAUGGAGACAGCAAGUAA